GAGACAAACAAUUCCAGCUCAUGAGCAGUUGUGCAUUUUCAUGAUAUUUUAUUUUUUCUUAAAUUUUGUUGCCAUACUUGUUUCAGUUAUUUGAAAUAUGUAUUUACUCAACUGAUCUUUGUCGAUCCUGGCACUCGACAAACAAACUGUGAUCCAGUUCAAUCCAGAUCUUCUACUCCAAUCAUAGAGCCAAGUUGAAAUCCUAGCAUCAAAACAGUGGAUUUUGGGCUUCACAGGGCGAGGGAGCCGCAUCGGGACGCCGCGAUAUAAUAGGUGUGAGAGUCCAGCAGAGAGGCACCAUCUGGUCCAAACACCAGCAGAACAGCUGUGAGGCAAGAAACCCGACGGACAUUUCAGGGAGGUUUUGUCCGUGACUCGUCUGACUAAAGCCACAAGAAUCUUUUCUUGACACAGGCUUGUCUAAAGGUCUAAUCAAAUCAGCAGCCAUGAAACAGUUUCAGGUUGCAGUCCUCCUUGCUCUUACUCUGACACAUGGAAGCUUUGCUGAAGAUGGAGUCAGUCGGAUGAGACAGUACAUCGAGAACAUGAAGGCUAAAAUCAGUCAAGACAUUCAUGAGUUUGUGAACAAGCCAGAGCUGAAGGAACACACCGAGUUGUUCGUGGAGGACAAACAAACGGAGCUUGAGCUCCUGGGCGUGAAGAUCCAGGAUCAGCUGCGGGACAUGGAGGAUGGUUUCAAACCCCUGACUGAAACCAUGAAGGACAAAGUGGACCCGUUAAUCGCCGGCGUGCAGCAAAAGAUGGAGUCCGUCCUGCAGAUGCUGGAGGAGCACGUCAACCACAGCAGGCAAAAAAACCCGACUGAUCAACACCUUUCUCAUCACAGGCGUUGAAUUGUAUCAGGCACAUUUAUGAUCCUAUUGACACAUUUAAAACUAUUAAAAAAGUAUGAAACAUUA
Poeciliopsis prolifica (blackstripe livebearer) is the source of this 920-nucleotide messenger RNA. RefSeq names its product type-4 ice-structuring protein-like. The record is from RefSeq and is a predicted model, not a curated record. NCBI's taxonomy places the organism in Eukaryota, Metazoa, Chordata, Actinopteri, Cyprinodontiformes, Poeciliidae. Bases 447 to 854 code for a protein of 135 amino acids. The transcript has 6 exons.